UCGUUUCCGUGUCGGUGACGUCACCCUCUCAAUUCUAUUUUACAUUUACUUUCUUCUUCUUCUCUCUUUCAAUUCUCAAGUCUAAAGGCAGAGACAGCGACCUACUUUUGUUUCAAAAACUACAUCGUUUUCUAUCAGAAAUGUCUUACGAUUAUCUCUUCAAGUACAUAAUCAUCGGAGAUACUGGAGUUGGGAAAUCAUGUCUGCUCUUGCAGUUCACUGACAAGAGGUUCCAGCCUGUUCAUGAUCUCACCAUUGGUGUUGAGUUUGGUGCUCGUAUGGUUACCAUCGAUGGCCGCCCUAUCAAGCUUCAGAUUUGGGAUACUGCUGGACAAGAAUCUUUCAGAUCCAUCACAAGAUCUUAUUACAGAGGAGCAGCUGGAGCACUUCUGGUUUAUGAUAUAACUAGGAGAGAGACAUUUAAUCAUUUGGCUAGCUGGCUAGAGGAUGCCAGGCAGCAUGCAAAUCCCAAUAUGACAAUCAUGCUCAUUGGAAACAAGUGUGACCUUGCACAUCGGAGGGCUGUUAGCAAGGAGGAAGGAGAACAGUUUGCAAAGGAAAAUGGACUUUUAUUUUUGGAAGCAUCUGCACGAACAGCUCAGAAUGUUGAAGAGGCCUUCAUAAAGACUGCUGCUAAGAUCCUUCAAAAUAUUCAGGAAGGCGUGUUUGAUGUAUCCAAUGAGUCAUCUGGAAUAAAGGUUGGGUAUGGACGCUCACAAGGAUCGUCAGGUGCUAGAGAUGGAACAGUUGCUCAGCGAGGUGGAUGUUGCAGUUAACUGGAACCAAAAUCGAAUUCUGUAGUUAAUCAAUCCCUUUCUAGAACUUACAUAGGCGUUCCACACACUUAUAUCCUUAAGAAAUGUGAUCAAACUUUAUGGAAGACAUUCAAUGUAUAGAUGUUAUCUCACCUUUCUGUUUUUUAACUAAAUCAAUUUGUUUGUUCAACAAUUCAUCUCGUUUAAAUCCCCAAAUAUUGCUUUAUGGGUGUA
This is a messenger RNA of Mangifera indica (mango), 989 nucleotides long. RefSeq names its product ras-related protein RABB1b. Bases 141 to 776 code for a protein of 211 amino acids. The record is from RefSeq and is a predicted model, not a curated record. The transcript has 6 exons. Lineage: Eukaryota; Viridiplantae; Streptophyta; Magnoliopsida; Sapindales; Anacardiaceae. Gene Ontology annotation, biological process: regulation of endocytosis. Gene Ontology annotation, cellular component: endosome. Gene Ontology annotation, molecular function: GTP binding; GTPase activity.